CAGUUUUGGAGAGAAUUAUAUUCAUUUUUCAUAAACAAAUCCCUUGAAGCCACACAUACGGCAUACAGACGCAUUUUCGGUUCACAAAAUUACUUCUCCAUUUCAGUGUUUUUGUAAUAAAACAUUUUUGCUAGUUAGUUGGGUCUGUGAUGAUCAUCUUAAAAUCUAGACACCGGUCUGCAGGAUUGAUAUCUCCAACUGCGGCGUCAUUUACUGGAUUCGGGUCGGCCAUGUUGUAGUGGGGGUUGAUGCAAGUUUAGAGGUAGGAAGUGUAGCUACAGGAACUGGGUUAGGCUACUUUUGGUGACUUAUUUUGUCAUCAUGUCGCUGUAUACAUUUAGCUGGGGUUUUAUUCAUUAAGGCGUUCUGUCUGUGUCAACCCCUUUAAUCAUUUACUUUCUUCAACAUUCGUGUUGCUUUCAUUUCACUUCAUUGUUAUUUCAUCCACCGAGCACAAAAACGAUUGAGAAAGACCGAUGUGUUGGAGGGAGGCGGGAUGGGGGCGACUGUGAUUUCCAUGUUGGAAUACUAGCUGAUUUUUGUCGAACCAAUAAAUAAAUUGGAAGUACAAACACAAGCGCACGUGACAGAAUAUCGUGGAUUUCUAAAAAGACGUGACCAUGGGCUGCAUCAAGAGUAAAGAGGACAAGGGGCCCACCAUGAAGUACAGACCGGAUAAUGCUCCGGUCUCAGAUGUCAUCGGCCCCCACGUGGGCCACUACGGGCCCGACCCCACACAGCUGCAGCAGAACCAGUCGUCCUCCACGGGGCCCGCUGCAGGUUUCAACCCCCACGCUAUCACCCCCUUUGGAGGAGCCUCCUCCAUCAUGACCCCCUUCGGAGGGGCUUCCACCUCCUUCUCCGGCGCUCUGCUCGGCACAUUCCCCGGUGCCGUCUCAGGUGGGGUUACGUUCUUUGUGGCCUUGUACGACUAUGAAGCGAGAACCUCAGACGACCUGUCGUUCAAAAAAGGGGACCGCUUCCAGAUCAUCAAUAACACAGAAGGGGACUGGUGGGAGGCACGCUCCAUCAACACAGGGAAGAAGGGGUACAUUCCCAGUAACUAUGUGGCACCAGCUGACUCGAUCCAGGCUGAAGAGUGGUACUUUGGUAAAAUGGGACGUAAAGAUGCUGAGAGGCUGCUGUUGAAUCCAGGCAACAACCGAGGCACCUUCCUGGUGCGAGAAAGUGAAACUACUAAAGGUGCUUACUCCCUGUCCAUACGAGACUGGGACGAUGCCAAAGGUGACAAUGUGAAACACUAUAAGAUCCGCAAACUUGACAACGGGGGUUACUACAUCACCACGCGCGCCCAGUUUGACACGCUGCAGAAACUGGUCAAACACUACACAGAGCAUGCAGACGGUCUGUGCUACCGGCUGACCACGGUGUGCCCCACGGUGAAGCCUCAGACCCAGGGACUGGCCAAGGAUGCCUGGGAGAUCCCCCGGGAGUCCCUCCGCCUGGAGCUCAAACUGGGCCAGGGCUGCUUCGGAGAGGUCUGGAUGGGCACGUGGAACGGCACCACCAAGGUGGCCAUUAAGACCCUGAAGCCAGGCACCAUGUCCCCCGAGGCCUUCCUCCAGGAGGCCCAGAUCAUGAAGAAGCUGAGGCACGACAAACUGGUGCCCCUCUACGCCGUGGUGUCUGAGGAACCCAUCUACAUCGUCACCGAGUACAUGGCCAAAGGAAGUUUGCUGGACUUCCUGAAGGAAGGAGACGGUAAAUUCCUCAAGCUUCCCUUGCUGGUGGAUAUGGCAGCACAGAUCGCUGACGGAAUGGCCUUCAUUGAGAGGAUGAACUACAUCCACAGGGACCUGCGCGCCGCUAACAUCCUGGUCGGGGACAACCUGGUGUGCAAGAUUGCCGACUUCGGUCUGGCCAGGCUGAUCGAGGACAACGAGUACACGGCUAGGCAAGGGGCCAAGUUCCCCAUCAAGUGGACGGCUCCUGAAGCUGCCCUGUACGGCCGCUUCACCAUCAAGUCAGACGGCUGGUCCUUCGGCAUCUUACUCACUGAACUGGUCACCAAGGGCAGGGUGCCCUACCCAGGCAUGGUGAACAGGGAGGUCCUGGAGCAGGUGGAGCGGGGGUACCGUAUGCCGUGCCCCCAGGGCUGUCCAGAGUCCCUCCACGAAAUGAUGAAGCUGUGCUGGAAGAAGGACCCUGACGAGAGGCCCACCUUCGAGUACAUCCAGUCCUUCCUGGAGGACUACUUCACAGCCACGGAGCCACAGUACCAGCCUGGGGAUAACCUAUAGUCAGGCCUAGGCACAGCGCAGCCCUGGACCACUUCACCGUGCAAUGUAUCUCUCCACCCAGGAGAAGCAGACUUGGAUACAGACGCAUGGAGACUAAAUUCUAUGAAUAAUGUGCUUCAGAAAAGCCAACUGGAAGCUUGGUUAUUGAGUUGCACAAACCACUGCUAUCCCUGAUGAUAAAAAUAAUAUGCUUUUUUUUUUAUUACACUAAUUUUCUGUUUCUUUUUUAUUUCAGGUACUACAUACAGGUCUUAGUUUGUAUGACUUUACUAUUUUUGUUCCUUUGUUUUUUUUUUGUCCUCAAUGAUCAUUUUCUUUUUCAAAGUGACCAAUCAUUCAACUGUGUAGUUGUUUUAAACAAAUCUGUUGAACCAUGAAAAUGGCACAUGAGAAAGCCCAUCAGGUAGAGGCCCUCGGAAUAAGCGCUCUUCAAAAUGGAGGACGAGAGAGGAUGUACUGUAAGGCUGCGUUUACACACAGUCAGCCCAAUUCUGAUCAUUUUUCCAAACAUCAGAUCUUUUUCAGAGCUGAUCUGAUUGGUUAAAAGACCAAUGGUAUACUGUUGGAAUACUUCAAGAGAGAUAAUUCAGUUCUGUGUUCAGUACAUUUCAUCAGUUCAACUGGAAAAUGCUUUUCUUUCUCCUUUCGUGUUUUUCUGAAUUGACUUGAGUGGCGCAGAUCAGGGACAGUUGCGUGGGUCCGUCUUGUUAUUCAUAUCAUGGACAUGGUUCUAGGUUCAUGUGAAGCCCUCCCUCGAGUCCUUCAAUUACAUACAGGACAUUUCUACAACACUAAGUCCAUCCUGUUAUGUGUCCAAGACAGACUGUUGCCAUGCCAAGUUACAUAACCUCUUUCAAGAUCACUACAGAGUAUGACUAAACCUUGUUGCUCUUAGACUUUGAUCUUGGGUCAGUUUAGCAUUUUCCCUACAAAUUCUUUAGGUGAGGAUUACGGGUGUGGAAGCUGAUCCUAGAUCUGUAACUAGGGGAAACUUCACCCCAGAGCAAUGUAUCACUGUGAGAUGGGAGAAUAUUCAGCUAUAACCUGGAAAUGCCCACAGCCCUGUAGAUCACUAAGCUACAUGCCAACGCAGAUUGUCUCUGCACAUAUCAUAGCACUACACAACAGGAGGCAAUAUUGAACGGAGCUAGUAUGGACUAACUGUACAUCUAGGACCAGAAUUAGAAUUUAUGGAUGCAACCACCUGAUUUGGCAGUUACAUGCCAGCAAUAACUUCUACACACCUAUGUUAAAAAGGACUUUGCCUUCACUUUCACUUACAUGGAGAAGUCAUUUGACAAAUGUUCUCUUGGAUUCUAUAUUAGACUCAUCCUCAAGUGUUCCAUUUUCAGACCUAAAGAUGGUCAAAAAGGAAACCAUUUCACCUUUAUGGGAAAAUAUUGCCAAAGCACCUGAAAACUGUUUUAUGUUGACUACAUGUGAUUUUAUAGUGUGAAUGGAUUUAAUUCAGGCUACAGUUUCAGCCUAGAUAAAAAAUGUUUGUUGUUGAAGGUAGACACAGCGAAAUGACGUUGCCCAGGGCAGCGAUGAGCGAGAUGUCACAUACAGUAUCUGCGCUUGUGCAUGGGUUCGCUUCACGCUUCAACGAUCUUAGUUGUUGCGGAAAUUGACCCACUAUGCUGUUUACUUUGUGCACCUACAUCAUAUCGCUACAUCACAGUAGUCAGAACCAGUGAACGGUCCGUUAUAUUUUAAGACUGCAAAAUGGAGGAAGCUCAGAGGUCUUUUUAAUGCGUCAUGUCACAUCCACAGGUGUCAUUUUACUCUUGUUUUUCUUUAAACUCAUCAGUUAAGUGUUAUAUUUUAUUAUGCAUACUUACACAGAUGGACAGAAGACAGAUGGUUAACUGGGGAUUUAAAGAAGGGCUUUGUACAAAAUCCUGAUUUUAUAAAAAAGACAACAAAGACUAGAACGCAAGUUAUAAAGUUGGGGGAAAGAUAAAUAAUUAUGGUUUAGAUACUAAUCUGUGGAAUUUGUACAGUUGGAAAAUAAAAACAAUUCUGAUUCUAA
Molecule: messenger RNA, 4293 nt
Organism: Coregonus clupeaformis (lake whitefish)
Lineage: Eukaryota; Metazoa; Chordata; Actinopteri; Salmoniformes; Salmonidae
Gene: yes1
Product: YES proto-oncogene 1, Src family tyrosine kinase
Exons: 12
Coding region: 621-2261 (546 amino acids)
Biological process (GO): cell differentiation; protein phosphorylation; cell surface receptor protein tyrosine kinase signaling pathway
Cellular component (GO): extrinsic component of cytoplasmic side of plasma membrane
Molecular function (GO): ATP binding; signaling receptor binding; non-membrane spanning protein tyrosine kinase activity
Source: RefSeq, a predicted model, not a curated record